AUGGAUUUUAGGUUUAAUAAAACCAUUAAGAAUCAUAAGAGCUCUGAGUCUGAAUUUUUGACACAUAACCCGAUAUUAAAGACGCUUGAGACUGAAGAGAUUAGUAUGGUGAGUGCUUUUAAAAGAAAAAAUGUGCACAUGUAUUCACUUUCUUAUGGGAAAUGGAAAGCAUUGGGAGCUAUAGUUAGCACAGCUGCUAUUGUUGGGAUUUAUAAAGCCUAUGUGAUUGGAGAUUCUAUUAAGGCAGAUAAACUUAAGAAAAAUGACGAAAAUAUGCUUGAAAAAGAAGGAACGAUGAUGCUGGAUUCUCAAGUUAAACCAUAA
Messenger RNA from Blepharisma stoltei, 324 nucleotides. Lineage: Eukaryota; Ciliophora; Heterotrichea; Heterotrichida; Blepharismidae. The record is from the annotation of a GenBank genome assembly.